CUGAUAGGUGGCACUGAUUGGCAGUACUGAUAAGGUGGCACUGACUGGCACUGAUGGGUGACAUUGAAAGGCAGCUCAGGUGGGCACUGAUAUGUGGCAUUGAUGUGCACUGGUAUGCACUGAUAUGUGGCAUUGAUGUGGCACUGAUGGGCACUGGCACGUGGCACUGAUGAGCACUGACAUGUGGCACUUCUGGGGCCACACUGAUCAUCAGGGCACACUGAUCAUCAGUGCCCUGAUGAUCACUGUCAGCGUGACAGCUCGAGAGGAGAGAAAUGCCAAUAACCGGCAU
Molecule: messenger RNA, 292 nt
Organism: Staurois parvus
Lineage: Eukaryota; Metazoa; Chordata; Amphibia; Anura; Ranidae
Source: the annotation of a GenBank genome assembly